Cylicocyclus nassatus is the source of this 495-nucleotide messenger RNA. Lineage: Eukaryota; Metazoa; Nematoda; Chromadorea; Rhabditida; Strongylidae. The record is from the annotation of a GenBank genome assembly.
AUGUUCAAUAGGAAUCAUAAGCAAAAAUGGGCCACAACAAGAUGUCGAUCAGUAGUCGACCUUCCUACUGCCAAGGAGAACAGAGAGCCCCUCAGUUCAGAUAUCGAUGCUGAUCGCUUACAUUAUGAAGACAUCCCGAACGAACAGCAAAAUCGAGCUCGACAGAAUAUUUUGGAGAACAACAUAGUGAACCGACCACAACGCUCCCGCUCGUCUAAUGUGCGGCGCUCAAGCAUCAAGGAGGAUCUGAAACGUUUGUGGGGUAGCAGACCGUCAUUAACGCUUUUCAACCGCACUACCCGUGUUUCAAAUGAUGAACACGAAGGCAGAAAUGGAAGAAGAGUAGUUGAAGGAGACGGUAUAAGUGAUGAUAAUGCUUCUAUCAAUAGUGAUCUAGAGACGAUGCCUGCAUUUUUUAUCGUUGAUCGAAGCCUCGUGAGGACUCCAAAGCCCACUAAACCUUUCAAGUUUUUUAGAAAAAAGGACAAUGACUGA